Messenger RNA from Tachyglossus aculeatus (Australian echidna), 1495 nucleotides. Its product is annotated as collagen alpha-1(I) chain-like. The record is from RefSeq and is a predicted model, not a curated record. The coding region runs from base 255 to 1031 and encodes 258 amino acids. The transcript is spliced from 2 exons. Lineage: Eukaryota; Metazoa; Chordata; Mammalia; Monotremata; Tachyglossidae.
ACCCCAGCCCCUCCCCGUCGUGGAGCGACGGACCCCGGGGGACCCCCCAACUCGGCCGGCCUCUCUCCCCUCGCCGCCCCGGCCAGCUUAGCCGGACAACCGGGGGAAAGGCCGGGGUCCCCCCGUCCCGUCCCCUUCCCGCUCCUUGCCGUCGGUCGCGGGGGGACGCCGGCCUCCCCGAGAGCCCCGCGGCGCCAAGAGAGACGGCGGCGGCCGGGAAGUCGUCGGGAAAAAGACGCUCGUGGCCUGGCGGGAUGGGGCGCGAAUCCGGCCCAUCUGACCGUCGUCCGGGGGCUCCUGGGAGCGGCGGGAAGAUCAGGGCUGGAAUCGAGGGGGCUCCGGGAUGCGGAUGGGCGACGGAAGCCCCCCAGACGCCACCGGCCCGCGUGGGCCGUCGGAGGGGAGCCCCCCAACUUCACGCUCUGACCGUCGUCUGGGGGUUCCUGGGAACGGCGGGAAGAUCCGGGCUGGAAUGGAGGGGGCUCCGGGAUGCGGAUGGGCGACGGGCUCCUCGACAGGAAGCCCCCCAGAUGCCACCGGCCCGCGUGGGCCGUCGGAGGGGAGCCCCCCAACUUCACGCUCUGACCGUCGUCUGGGGGUUCCUGGGAGCGGCGGGAAGAUCCGGGCUGGAAUCGAGGGGGCUCCCGGGGGGCUCCGGGACAAGGAUGGGCGACGGGCUCCUCGACAGGAAGCCCCCCAGACGCCACCAGCCCCCCAACUUCACACCGAGUCCCCUUCCCCUGACCCCUUUCUGGUCACCCACCCUUGUGGGAACCGGGGGAGGCGGAAGGGUCCGGACUUCCUCCUCCUCCUCCUCCUCCUCGCCCUUCAGCUUGGAAGCGGGGCCGCGGUUCCGUUUCGGGGGGCGUUCCGAAGCGGGGGCAGGCCUCUUCGGACCCCUUCCCCAAGACACGGAAGCAGAGACCACCGAGGAGAACCAGGCCGGGGAACGGACGCGGCCCAGCUGCCGCCGGGGAGCCACGUCUCACAGGACGGUGGGUUUUGCGGGGGGCCGGGGACCGACCUCGUAGUUCCGUUUGUAAGUUUCCGUUGGUUGGGGAUUGGGAUUUCUUGGUUUUAAAUUCCCCGGGCCGGCCUACGCCGCCGCUCGGCUCCCGGCGGGCGCCUCGUGUCCCAACGAAACGUCCCGGACCGUCGACGGAAGACCCCCGCCCCAUCACCCUUCGGGGGGGACCCUGCUGUCCGGCUUCUGGCCCGACCCCCCGGGGGGAAAGGAGACGCCGCUUCUCCCAUCUUGUUUUGCAGAAGGCCCUUCCUCGCCCUCUCCUCUCCCGUUUCCGGCCUCCCGGAGGCGGGAAUGUCGCCGGGCACGUUGGGAUCGGGGGAAGGGGUGGGAGAAACCUAAGACCCCCCUCAGCGGCGGGGGUCCCAAGGAAGGGGGGAGAUGGACGGAGCGUCCGGAACGCGGGACGGGCCCCAUAUCCGAGCCCCGACGUCAGGAAUCCCGGGAAUAAAAGCACUUUCUCGAAAUCUC